This is a messenger RNA of Mugil cephalus (flathead mullet), 12244 nucleotides long. RefSeq names its product nucleosome-remodeling factor subunit BPTF-like. The record is from RefSeq and is a predicted model, not a curated record. Lineage: Eukaryota; Metazoa; Chordata; Actinopteri; Mugiliformes; Mugilidae. Gene Ontology annotation, molecular function: RNA polymerase II cis-regulatory region sequence-specific DNA binding. Gene Ontology annotation, cellular component: NURF complex. Gene Ontology annotation, biological process: regulation of transcription by RNA polymerase II. The transcript is spliced from 32 exons. Bases 802 to 10617 code for a protein of 3271 amino acids.
GAAGAACACUGAAACUAUUUCUCUCCUUUCAUUGCACUUCUUCUUUUUAUUGUUUUUUAAUUAAACCAAUUAGGGCUGUCAAGGUAUACCAGUAUCUAUGAUAAUGGUGGUAUUACAAAAAAAAAGAAAAAAAUAAAUUUCAAUGUUAUGAUAAAAAUGUGCAAUUGUAAUAUCGUGUAAUGAUCCAGUGCCACCUGAAGCUAGUGUGUGGUUUAAAUCUGUUUGUUUUCAUCCGUUCUACUUUUAUUUUUAGUGUAAUUCAUCUCCCCAUAGACUAAAAACAACACAAUAAAAGUUAAAGAUGAUUUAUUUUUUUAUUUUUUACAAUUUUUAUUUCAAUUUUUGUCGAUAUCGUGAUAAUAUCGUUAUUUCUGUCCGCUAUAAUCGUGAAGUGGAAAUCUCUCUAUCGUGACAGACAUUGACCUAAGUAUACAAAACCAUCACUUCAGUCGUCGUAGAAACUCGAGUAUCGAUGCAGUUGGUGGUAUCGAUCAACACCAACAUUUUGUAUCGAUAUUGUCGAUAUUUGGAUAGAUCCGCCCACCGCUAACUAUCAGCCACAGAGGCAGAGAAGAACAAAGAUGGCGGCUCUAGGCGAACCCGAGCGGGACGCCGGGCUAACGUUUUGAGCUUUCACUCUCGAAAAAGAAACCGGAGGGGAGGGCUUCAACGAGGGAGGGGGGUGGUCAGCGCACCGUUUGAAUCCUCCCGAAUCCAGGUUCGUGGCGGUGCCGCUUCUCUAAACAAAACGCUAAAGGUUGUUCAAAAAAUUAAAAACAACAAUAAUACAGUUCGCCUAUCAUGCGAGGAAAAAGGGGCAGGCCGCCCAAACCGCUACAAACCGAGGAGCCAUCUCCAGCCGCGGCCCGGGGCUUGAGACCCAGGAGGAAUCUGAAGCCCCGGCUGAGGGACAGCGGGGAUGAGGACGCCGAGAGCCCCAUCAGGGAGACGCCGAAGGCGACCAGGAGGAGGAAGGGGGCGACGCCAGCGCGGGGCAGGGGGAGAGGGAGAGGUGGCGGCGGCGGCAGAGGAGGCAGAGGCGGCCGCGGAGGGAGGCGAACCACCGCGUCCAAAGCGGUGGUGUACGACGACCACGAGAGCGACGAGGACGAGGACGACGCCGUCAGCCUGAGGUCGGAGGAGGACGAGGAGUUCGUCGAGGAGGACCCUCAGUCCGAGGAGGAGGACGAGGCCCUCAAAGUCGACUCCGAUUGCCUCGAAGAUGAUGUGCUGGACGAAGAAGAAGAAGAGGAGGAAGAGGAGGCGGCGGCGGCGAUGGUGGAGGAGGAGGAGGAUGGUGCCAGCUGCUGCACAGAGAGUAGCUUUCGGAGUCAGAGCACACACGCCAGCACUCCGGGGAAGAGAAAAGCCCCAGCUCCCCGGCCUCGCACUCCCCUCCUCGAGGACCGGGAGAUCCCUCCUCUCGAGCUUCCCGACACCUCCGAGGAUCUCCUGGUGCCCAGCGAGGAGCUGCUGAACGCCACCUCCAUCUACGAGGUGCUGAGGACCUUCUGCACCGUGCUGCGCCUCUCUCCGUUCCGCUUCGAGGACUUCUGCGCGGCGCUGGUCGGCCAGGAGCAGUGCACCCUGAUAGCGGAGACGCACAUUUCCCUGUUGAAGGCGAUCCUGCGCGAGGAGGACUCCUCCAACACUACGUUCGGCCCCGCCGACCUCAAGGACAGCGUCAACUCCACUCUGUACUUUAUUGACGGCAUGACUUGGCCCGAGGUGUUGCGGGCGUACUGCGAGAGCGACCGGGAGUACCAGCACGUCGUGCCGUACCAGGAGGUGGACGACUAUCCCUACGGCCCCCUCGAGAGCAAGAUCAAGGUGCUGCAGUUCUUGGUGGACCAGUUCUUGACCACCAACAUCGCGCGGGAGGAGCUCAUGUCCGACGGCAGCAUGCAGUACGACGACCACUGCCGGGUGUGCCACCGCCUGGGCGACCUGCUGUGCUGCGAGACCUGCUCGGCGGUCUACCACCUGGAGUGCGUGAAGCCGCCGCUGGAGGAGGUCCCCGAGGACGAGUGGCAGUGCGAGAUCUGCGUGGCGCACAAGGUGCCCGGCGUCACGGACUGCGUGGCGGAGGCGCAGAAAAACAGGCCGUACAUCCGCCAGGAGCCCAUCGGAUACGACCGCCACCAGAGGAAAUACUGGUUCCUCAACAGAAGGAUUAUUGUAGAGGAGGACGGGGAGCACGAGAAGAAGAAGAUCUGGUACUACAGCACCAAGGCCCAGCUGGAGGAGCUGAUGGAGUGCCUGGAUAAGGAGUACUGGGAGAUGGACCUCCACGCCACCCUGGAGGAGAUGAAGGAGGAAGUGGAAGCUCACAUGGACAUCACAGAGGACCUCACCAACAGAGCCCGUGGAAACAAUAAAGCCUACCUCACUGCACUCAACGACGUGGUCACGGAGCAUUUGAAGGUCAGACGGGAGUCGAGGAGGCGAGCGGAGGAGGCGAAGCAGGGAGCAGAUCCCGAUCCCGACUCCGCCGAGGUCGCGUCCCCGCUCAACAACGGGGAGCACAGAGCGGCCGAGCCGGCGGAAGAGUCUCGCUCGCAAGCCGCCACCGAGGAGAGCUCGGACCCCGGCCUCGGCUCCGGCGGCCAGGAUGCGACCGUGCCUAAAACAGAGCCCCUCCAACCGAACAUGGAGCCACAGCAUCAGCAGCAGCAGCAGCAGCAGCCGCCGCCUGUUCAGUCUGUGAACCAGGAGAGCGAGGAGGGCCCCCCGGUGGCGAAGCAGGAAAGGACAGAUGAAGUUGGGAAAGCAGAGCCCAGCAGUGAAAACACGCACCUUAAUGACUCGAAAGCUCCGACCCAGGACGAACCUGGGCAACAGCAGCAGCAGCAGCAGCAGCACUCGUCUCAUCCGGAGGCGAAUACCGUCAGCAGCUACGUUUCUGGGUCUGGGAGCAUCAAGAAGCCGGAUCCACCGGACCUGGCGGACAGAUCGUCCCAGUCGUCUUUCACCAGUCAGGAUGGCACAGACGAGUACAACGAAAGGGUCAAGUCCGAGAAAGGACCCGGACAGGAAUCAAAUAACCAAACGUCCAAAGGCAGCAAAGAGUCGUCUCCCGUUGGCUCCGAGUCCGAUUCCUCGCGCCUCAGCUUCCUGAAGCGGGACCUGACGGUGAAUCUGAACAACCUGUUCAAACUGGGCCAGGAGGGCAAGUACAGGGUGUACCACAACCAGUACAGCACCAACGUCCUGGCGCUCAACAAGCACCAGCACCGCGAGGACCACGACAAGAGGCGCCACCUCUCCCACAAGUUCAGCCUCACCACGGCCGCCGAGUUCAAGUGGAACGGCUCCAUCUACGGUUCGCGAAGCCUGACCAUCUCCACCCUGCGCCUCACCAUCAUCCAGCUGGAGACCAACGUCCCGGGACCGUUCAUGCAUCCAAACUGGGCGUCUCACAGGACCAACUGGAACAAAGCGGUGCAGAUGUGCAGCAAGGCCAGAGAGUUCGCUUUAGCCCUGGGUAUCCUGGAGUGUGCCAUCAAACCAGUGGUCAUGCUACCGGUGUGGAAAGAUUCCCUCGGACACACCAGGCUACAUCGCAUGACUUCCAUGGAGCGGGAGGACAAGGAGAAGGUGAAAAAGCGUGAGAAAAAACUGGAGGACGAGGAGACGCUGCAGCAGGCCACUUGGGUGAAGUACACCAUCCCCAUCAAACACCAGGUGUGGAAGCAGAAGGGGGAGGAGUACAGAGUGACGGGUUACGGAGGUUGGAGUUGGGUCAGUAAAACCCGCGUGCCGCGGUUCCUUCCAAAGCUACCAGGAAACACAAACGUAAACUACCGCAAAGAACUGGAGGCAGCUAAAGUGAAAAUGGAGAAUGCAGCAGCUUGCACAACUAAGUCGAAACCAGAAACUGAGAAGCAAAUGCCUCAAAACCCAGAAGAGACGGAACAAGCAUCUGACGCUGCGUCGUCUCAGAGCCCUUCUUUAGAGGACGACUGCAAACCUGAGACUUCCGAAGAGGAAGAAAAACCUGCGAAAGAGGAUCAGGGAAAAAGCGUAGACGAAGAGAAGACGGAAGAUGAAAAGAUGGAGCUCGACCCUUGCCCCAAUGAUGCUGCUUUAACCGACAAGAAAGAUGAAGCUGAAAACAAAGCGCCCUCUUCGCCUCCUGUGCAUCCAACCGAGACGAUCGAAGAACCCAAGAAGGUGGACGACGCGAUGUCGAAACUCUUCUCGGAUGUCGUGAACGUCAGCGAGGGCUUCCAGCUGCGGACCGUUUACAAGAAGAAGGUAAAGCCGUCCAAACUGGAUGGGCUCCUGGAGCGCCGGGUGAAACAGUUCACGUUGGAGGAGAAGCAGCGACUAGAGCGGAUGAAACAGGCACAUUUGUUGUCCAAAAUGGCGGCCGCAAAGUCCACUCCUGGGGUUAAGACGGAAGAAUCUGCAUCGAGCAAACUGCAGUCGGGUUUGACGCCGAGUGUCAAAGAAGAAGUGGUGAAGGACAGCGUGGUUAAGAAGCUUGACUUUGAGCAGGAGCAGAUAAAAACUGACAACUCGGAUGUCAAAUCAGACGCCGCCACGGAGCCUAGCAAUAGUAAAGAGAAGGAGGUAAACGCAGUGCAUGGGAACGGAGGGGAGGCCUGUUCUCACAAAGAAGUGAACGGAGAACCCUUGGCAAGCACCGACCUCAAUAAUAAAAACAACUGCGUGUCAGAGGCAACCGAAAACAGCGAACAGAAGCAAGAGGUGGCUCGAGUGGGAGACAAUCCCAAGAAACGAGGGUAUGAAGAGAUGGAGCAAGGCACCGGACAGAGCGCGGAGGUCUCCCCGAGCAAGACCGGUCCGUUGCAGGUCAAUGGAAAAACAGCAGUUGACGCGCCGGCAGAACCAAACGCCGACAACUCGGACCUGACGAGUCGAGUCCAAGUUGAUGUCAAAGAGCCUGUUAAGUCUCUGAUGAACGGAAACAUCUCGCAAAAUGACGUGUCCAACAUGGGUCACCCACCUCCACUGAAAGUCCCAAAGCUGGAGAACCAUAUUGGAGAUAGGGAGCUUCAAACCUCAAGCACUUCAAUCAAUUGCACUACUAACGAAGAUUUAAAGACUUCAAUCGCUGCCGACAUCUCCACGAAAGAGUCUCAAAAUGCUGCUGAAGCAUCUAUUAGUAAGCCAGCAAGUAGCAGCGGUUCCUCCACCCAGCCCAACUCGGGAGCGGUUGUGCCUCAGAAGACGAAACCUCCCAUUGCCGACACUAAAUCGGGCGCCGCCGGUUCCACAGCGACCAACUCCAUGACAAUUAGCAAAGAGUAUUCCACCAGAGACCGGGUCAGCCUGCUCAGGUUCUCUAAAUCCAAGAAGGCGCGGUCUGGCACCGCCCUCCCGUCCUAUCGCAAAUUUGUCACCAAGAGCAGCAAGAAGAGCAUCUUUGUCCUCCCGAAUGACGACCUGAAGAGGAUGGCAAGGAAGGCGGGCAUCAGAGAGGUUCCCAUCUUCAACUACAACGCCAAGCCGGCCCUGGAUAUCUGGCCGUACCCUUCACCUCGGCCCACCUUUGCGAUCACGUGGAGGUACCGUCUCCAGACUGUGAGGUCGCUGGCUGGGGUCAGUUUGAUGCUAAGGCUGCUGUGGGCCUGCCUACGAUGGGACGACAUGGCCGUGAAACCCUCCGCUGCCGUAGGGACGACUCGGAAAGAAACUACGGACACAGACAUCACCACGACAGAGAUUAUAAAACGAAGAGACGUGGGGCCGUACGGCAUCCGAUCGGAGUACUGCAUUAGGAAGAUUAUCUGCCCUCUCGGAAACAGAGACACUCCCAAAGAAACCCCAACUCCACAGAGGAAAGGCCUGCGCUCAAGUGCCUUGAGGCCGAAGAAGCAGGAACCAGCCAAACUGACUGGACCCAUCGCUGUGGAGACGUGGGUGGCUGAAGAGGAACUGGAGCUGUGGGAGAUCAGAGCCUUUGCAGAGAGAGUGGAGAGGGAGAAGUCUCAAGGUAUAGAUCCCUCCAAGACUGGCAGUACUCUAAAGACGGCAGAGGAAGUGAAGGCCCAUCUGGAGAAUCAGCUAAAGCAGGCCAGACUGGCCGCACAGCAGAAACGUUUUGAGCAGCAGAGGCCGAUUACGACCGCCACCACGUCCACAACGACCGCCGCCGCCACCUCCUCCACCAACUCCCCCAGCACCCCGCUGUCCACAGGCCAGAGGGCAGGUCAAGUAACACCCGGAACCAAGAUGGUCCUGGCCUCCAAACUGGGCUCUCCGGUUUCGUUCCAGCAGGACAAGAACUUCCACCAGUCCUUUGCAACCUGGGUGAAGCAGGGUCAGACCAACAACGGUUCAGCCUCCACUGUGGCUAGCAGCGUCACCACCUCAGAGCAAACCUUCCAGAUCGCUGGCAGCCCAGUGACUGUGGCUGGCCAGGUCCUCGCCGCCAAGCUACCGCUGCCCGCUAACAGCAAGAUUGUCACGCUCAACAUGCCCACUACUCAAGGAGGUGUAGUCCAACAAAAAGUCUUGGGCAUCUUCCCCUCUGGACCUCCUGCGAAUCUUAGGACGUACAGCACAUUGCACCCCACGACCGGAAACAUCAACCUCAGAGCCACAACCUCUGCCUCAACUACUCAGCAACAGGCCUCCACACCAGGAGUCCAAGCACAGCCUGGAACGACGAUUAACCAGUCUCCAAAUGCAUCUACCUCUGUGGUUAGAAGUUCAACAGUGGCUCCUCAAGGCCAAGUUCAGCAGACUGCCACCCAGGUGGUGCGUGGCCAGCCUGCAGCCACAGCUGCACCUCGUUCCACGCCUGUGCAGAGAGCGGCAGGUCCUGCACCGACCACUCAGCCUCCGGUAGCUUCCCCUCAGACACCAAGACCACAGCAGGGUCAGGUCAAACUCACCAUGGCACAGCUCAUGCAGCUAACACAGGGUGCACAGGGAGGAAAUCCAGGUCUGACGGUGGUGAUCCAGGGUCAAGGCCAGACCCAGGGACAGCUGCAAAUCAUCCCACAGGGUGUAACAGUAAUCCCUGGUCCGGGGCAGCAGUUGAUGCAGGCAGCCAUGCCCAACGGCCAGGUCCAGCGCUUCCUCUUCACUCCUGUGCCCCCAUCCUCAUCUGCAACAUCAACUACAGCCCCUGCAGCUGCGAGCCCGGCAAAACCCGCCACAGCCCAGAUCCCUCAAACCCAAAUGCCAGCUCAAGUGAGAAGCAUCGCGCAGGUCCAGACGACUCCAUCAUCUUUUGCCCAAACGCAGAUGACGGCCCCGGUCCCGGCCCCAACGCAUGUUGCAACCCCAACACAAAUGCCAAGUUUAGCCCCAGCGCCAGUCACAGCACCCGUGUCUGCUCCACCACAUUCCCAGCCCUCAUUGCAAACACAAGUUUUACCCUCUACCACAUCGUCCCUCCCUGCACAGAUAUCCACUCCUGUGUCUGCUUGGCAACAAGCUACAGCACAGACCUCCACCCAGGUUUUAUCCUCCGUUGCUACACAACCCCAAACGUUAAACUCUGUUCCUGCCCCGGCUCAGACCCAAGUUCACUUUGCUGCCCAAACACAAGUCUCUGCCGUCACACAGUGUACUCUCCCCACUCAAACCCAAACUUUAGGUUCCCUUCCUGCCCCAGGACAAGUUGUAACCCAAUCCCAAAUCCCGGCACAAGCCCUAAACCCUGCCCCAGGCUUAACCUCAACCCUGGUCCAGAUGCGUGUUCCUGCCCCGGCUUCAUCCCCUCUAUCAGUCAGGACCCAAGUUGCCGAUACAGGGGCACCCGCUGUAACGAACGUGGCCCAGAUCCCAGGUUCUGCCUCUCUUCCCUCACCAGUCCAAGUCCCAACCCCUGCUCUAGCGCCCGUCUCAGCCCCUGUCAUGGCGGUUGUAUCGACCCAGAUCGCUGUCCCAUCCCCAGCCAGGGCUUUAACCCAAAUACAAGCUGCGGCUCCGUUUCCGCUUCAUGCUGCCGUGGCAAAUGCCGUCGUCACACCGGUCACAGCCACCUCUACUACGCCUUCAGUGCCAGCCCUGACGGAGCAGAGGGCAGCUCAGACUCCAGUUCAGCCGGCUCAGCAAGCUGCAGCUCCGGUUCAGCCUCCGACGUUGGCAACUGUAGCCUCCUCUGCCCCCACAUUGAUCUCCACGCUCUCCCCCGUUACCCCUUUGCCUCAAGCUUCUCUGACCCCUCAGUCUCAAGCACAAGUCCCGCACCCUGCCGUUGUCUCCAUGCAGCAAAUGUCUCAAAUUCCAGUCUCGGCGGUGCAAGUUCACAUGAAAGGAUUGCCAGUGUCCUCCGUUGUGACCACCGUGAGACCCACGCAGCCUCCACUCCAGCCCCAAACUCAGCUUCAACCCCAGGCCCAGAUCCGUGCACAGGUCCAAGUCCAGCCCUGUGCACAAGUCCAACAAAUGCCACAUGUUCAGACUCAAGCGCAUCUUCAAGCACAAGGUCAGAUUCACCCCCAAGUCCGAGUUCAGUUCCAGCCUCAAACUCCCCCAACCCAGAUUCAACCUCAGGUGCAGUUUCAGUCCCCAACCAAGACCUUGCCCCAGCCCCAGCUCCAGCCAAGGAUCCAGCCUCAGUACCAGCACCAGCUACAAGCUUCAUUUCAAGCGCAGCCGCAAACUCAGCAACAGCUUCAGGUCCAAGCUCAACCCCAAGUCCAAGCGAAGCUCCAAGUCCAGUUCCAGCCUCAGAACCAAACUCAAGUUCAAACGCAACCUCAGCUUCAGGUCCAGUCUCCAAUCAGGCAACUCAUCACCGUUCCAGGCCUCCAGCAGCCGGUCCAGCUGCUCUCAGCGCUCCCGCCCCACGUUGCGGCGCAGAUCCAAGCGCAGAUCCAGGCGCAGCAGCAGCAGCAGGGCGGCGCUGUUCCCCAGCAGAUCAAGCUGCAGCUACCGAUCCAGAUCCAGCAGACGGGGGGGCAACAUCAGGCCCACCAGAUCCAGAACAUGGUCACCAUACAGGCGCCAGCAAGCGUCCAGGAGCAGCUUCAGAGGAUUCAGCAGCAGCAGCAGCAGCAGCAACUACAGCAACAACAACCAAAGAAGAAGAAACACCACGAGGCCAAAAAGGAGCAGAAAGAGCAGGUGGUUAGUCCUGGAGACGGCGUCCAGAAACAGGUGUUCGUGAAACCGAAUUCAUCAUCGGAACAACUGAAACAGAGGAAGAGUUUGGCUGCAGCUGAGCGAGAGGAGAACCAGAGAAUGAUCGUGUGCAACCAGGUGAUGAAGUUCAUCCUGGACAAGAUUGAGAAGGACGAGAAGCAGGCGGCGAAGAAGAGGAAGAAGGAGGAGGUGGUGGAGCAGAAACGCUCCAAGCAGAACGCGACCAAGCUGACAGCGCUGCUCUACAAGCACAAGGAACAGCUGAAGGCCGAAAUCCUCAAGAAGAGGGCUCUGCUGGACAAGGAGCUGCAGCUGCAAGUGCAGGAGGAGCUGAGGCGAGACAUCGUCAGGCUGCAGAGAGAAAAGGAGAAAGCCAGAGCUGCUAUCGCCCAAGCCGCCGCCGCCACCGUCAAGGCCGCCGCCGCCACCGUCAAGGCCGCCGCCGCCUCCCACUCCUCACACUCCGCCCACCUCCCUCCCCCCUCACAUUCCUCCCACGGCAGCCACGCCGCCACCACCUCGGCGCCCCCGUCCCACAAACGCAAGAGGGAAGACGAGAGGGACAAAGACAGGAACCGGGACCGGGACAGGCACCACGAUAAGGAUAAGAAACGGGACCGGGACAAGGACAAGGACAGAGACCGGCACCGGGACAGAGAUAAAGAUAAAGACAGAGAGCGGGAACGGGAGAGGGAGAGGGAGAGGGACAGAGAGCGGGACAAACACCGGGACAGGGACAGAGAUAAGGACAAGGUCAGAGACGGGGAAAGAGAAAAGGACAGAGACUCACUAAAACACAAGAAGAAGAAGAAGCUGUCUUCUACCUCAAAGGAUCACAAGAAGGACACCAAACUGUACUGUAUCUGUAAAACGCCCUACGACGAGUCCAAGUUUUACAUCGGGUGUGACCUCUGCUCCAACUGGUUCCACGGAGCCUGUGUGGGCAUCACAGAGAAGGAGGCCAAGAAGCUGGAGGACUUCGUCUGCAACGACUGUAAACGAGGACAGGAGGGAGGAGCCAACGAGGAGCUGUACUGUAUCUGUAGGACGCCCUACGACGAGUCACAGUUCUACAUCGGCUGCGACCGCUGUCAGAACUGGUACCACGGGCGCUGCGUGGGGAUCCUGCAGAGCGAGGCGAACCACAUCGACGUGUACGUGUGUCCGCAGUGUCAGUCGACGGAAGACGCCAUGACGGUGCUCACGCCGCUAACGGACAAAGACUACGAAGGCUUGAAGAGAAUACUGCGCUCGUUACAGUCUCAUAAGAUGGCAUGGCCUUUCCUCGAACCGGUGGAUCCCCACGACGCUCCUGAUUACUACCGUGUCAUCAAGGAGCCCAUGGAUUUCUUGACGAUGGAAACCCGCCUGCACAAGCGACACUACCACAAGCUCACCGAGUUCGUGGCGGACGUGACCAAAAUCUUCGACAACUGCCGCUACUACAACCCCAACGACACGCCCUUCUUUCACUGCGCCGAGGUGCUCGAGGCCUUCUUCGUCCAGAAGCUCAAGGGUUUCAAAGCGAGCAGAUUGUCAGAUUCUUAAGUGGGGCCAGUCUAGCUGGAGUCUGGACUGGGAGAUAAUGACAUAAAACAAACUUUUAUGUUUCCAAAACCACAAAGAAAGAAAAAGUAAAAAAACACCAAAUGUGCUUUCAUGUAAAAAAACAAAACAAAAAAAACAAAACAAAAAAAACUUUCAGGAACCAGUUGUGAUCACAGUUUUCAUUUAACAGCAGCCACCUCGUUAUUUCCUUCUCAUCCCAAAUCGGGGCCUUUCUGUGAACAAUCACUCAACUCUAGCUUUUAGGUUGUGUUUCGGUAGAGUUUUAAAAUCUGUAUUUAUUUCUGUUCCACGCCCGAAGUUCACUGAGGAGAUAAAGCUGCACAUUUUAUUAUAGAGAAAUAUUUAUGAGAUGUUUUUGUUUCCCUCUUCAUGAGUUUGACUUGGCUGGCUGUUAAAGGUCUUGAAUGUACAUAACAUUUUCUUUUUUUUUUAUUAUUAUUAUUACCAUCAUGUACAGUUGAUGUAAGAUGAAUCUGUUUUAAUAAUAAUAAUGAUAAUAAUAAAAAACAUUUAAGAUAGUAUUAUUUUAUGAGACUAAAAUCUUUUCCUUACUUCCCAGAGUAGUUUGUAGGACGUCUCUUCACUAAUAAAAAAGGGGUUCAUUAAACCACCGCGGCUGCAGGAUCCUUCACUGUGUCCAUCUACGGCAGUAAACUCUUCCCCUCUCUCCACAUCCUGUAGGUCUCAUAACAACAAGCUUCAGCCUCCUCCUCCUCCUCCUCCUCCUUCUUCUUCUUCUUCUUCUUCUACUUCUUCUUCUUCGGCCUCUUAGAAAGCGCCGCAGGUUGCGCAGAUUUAAAAGGAAAAAAAAAAUGAGGAAAAAAAAAAACAAAAUGCACUUGCCAAGAAUAUGGCUUCUUUUUCUGAACUGUUGACUGUGUGACGGACUCAUGCCUCCUCCUCCUCGGCCUCCUUCUCCUCCUCCUCCUCCUCCUCCUCCUCCACGGCCUCUGGAAGCUGCAACCACCUCUUUUCCACCUUUUCCAGGUGUUAAGGGACCUUUUCUGGACAUCGGUGGGACUUCGUAACGCGAGGAGCGAGAAAACACCGGAGGCGUUUCAGAGAAAAAAGAAAGUUUACCUCGGAGAAAAGACUCUCACGUUUCCAUGUCUUUUUAUUAUUUUGUUUCCUACCUCCCCUUCCCCUCCCCGUCGUCUCUCCUCAGGCCGUCCUCGUGUCCAGAUAUACAGUACAUUAGACCGGCUGAGUUUUACUGAGCGUAAUGUAUCAAGAGUUUUGUGUCUGAAUUCAGAUAUAUCGCAGUGGAACGAUGUUUUUCGCCCAUUUCCACUCAUUGUUUCGUCUGAAGUGGCAUGAAAGACCAUUUAAGUACUAAAGUACUAACUAUCCGCUUGGUUAAACUCCUAUAACGCUGGUGUUAAGCUAUUGUAAAUGAAUUGCUUUGCAGUAGUGACUGACUGAGAAGGAUGUAUUUGAAGGUUCCUGCCCUGUUUGUUAAAAAACAACAAAAAAAAACUACAAAAAAAACUACAAAAAAAAAAGAAACUCAUCUGAUUUUUGACUUUAUUUCUUUUUCUUUCUUUUUUUGUAUUACAGCUGAAGAAAUAUUGAUGUAUAUGGAACUUAAUACAAUUGAAAACACUGA